GGGGGGGGGGCAUCGGAGAGGAGUAGGCCGCAGGGUGCCCGGGCACCGAGCUCCAGUCCUCGUCGCCAAUAUUAACUUCUCAUAUUGUCGCCUGCACUUUUAAAAAAAAAUAUAUAUUUUGCACCUCCCCCCCCGCCCCCCUCCCCACGGUUACUUUAACCCUUUUAUUGAAUCUGAUUCACAUAUACACGGUUCAACACCCGCUGCCUCUUGCCUAAGAACACCGCUCCCACCCCCCCCCCCCCCAACACUUCUCCCGCUGCCACCAAUUUUCCUGUCGGUGUGGUCGCCAGUUUUUAUUUUAAGAAGAUGUCGGCGGCGGCAGCCGUGGUGACAGCAGCGGAAAAAGUGGAUGGUUUCACCAGGAAAUCCGUGCGGAAAGCGGCCAGGCAGAAGAGGUCGCAGGGAUCGUCGCAGUUCAGGAGUCGGAGCAGCCCGGUCGAGAUCCUGCUUCUUCCGCCCCUCAAAGAUGCUCCAAAUGCUGAACAGCAUGAUCUCUUCUGUCAGAAACUCCAGCAGUGCUGUGUGAUUUUUGAUUUCAUGGACUCUGUUUCUGACCUAAAGAGCAAAGAGGUCAAAAGAGCAACCCUGAAUGAAUUGGUGGAUUUCCUCACCUCAAAUAGAGGUGUACUUCUUGAACAAGCUUAUCCUGAAAUAGUGAAAAUGAUUACCUGUAAUAUCUUCAGAACCCUUCCUCCCAGUGACAAUCCGGAUUUUGAUCCAGAAGAGGAUGAGCCAUCCUUAGAAGCAGCAUGGCCACACAUGCAGCUCGUGUAUGAAUUUUUUCUGCGAUUUCUGGAAUGUCCAGACUUCCAACCUAGUGUUGCAAAAAAGUUCAUCGAUCAGAAAUUUGUACUUCAGCUUUUGGAGUUGUUUGAUAGUGAGGAUCCACGUGAACGGGAUUUUUUGAAAACAGUUCUGCAUCGUAUCUAUGGAAAGUUCCUUGGACUACGGGCGUUCAUCAGGAAACAGAUCAAUAACAUUUUCCUACGUAUUAUUAAUGGGUUUGCACUGCCGUUGAAAGCAGAACAUAAACAAUUUCUUAUGAAGGUGCUCAUUCCCCUCCACACUGCUAAAGGCUUAGCACUAUUUCAUGCACAGUUAGCUUAUUGUGUGGUACAGUUCUUGGAAAAAGAUGCAACUCUUACAGAACCGGUCAUUAGAGGCUUAUUAAAAUUCUGGCCAAAAACUGUAAGUCAAAAAGAGGUCAUGUAUUUGGGUGAAGUAGAAGAAAUCUUGGACGUGAUAGAACCUUCUCAGUUCAAAAAGAUCCAAGAACCUUUAUUCAAGCAAAUAGCUAAAUGUGUGUCAAAUGCACACUUCCAGGUUGCAGAAAGGGCUUUGUAUUUCUGGAAUAAUGAGUACAUUCUUAGUCUGAUUGAAGAUAACUCUGAGAAAAUUCUACCAAUUAUGUUUGGUAGUUUAUACAGAAUCUCCAAGGAACACUGGAACCCAACCAUUGUAGCACUUGUUUACAACGUACUAAAAACAUUAAUGGAGAUGAAUGGAUCAUUGUUCGAUGAACUUACAGCAUCUUACAAGGCUGAAAGGCAGCGUGAAAAGAAAAAAGAACAGGAGCGUGAGGAGCUUUGGAAGAACCUUGAAGAGUUGCAGCUCCAGAGGAGCCAGGUGCUUGCUGGCAGCUUGCAGAUCAAUACCCACAAUGUGGAAAAUGCUCGGAACAGUAAAUCAAGUGCCAAAUGACCAGAAACAACAGUUGGUGUACAGUUGCAAUCUAGGAGUGAUGGAGCAUUUCGUACAUAUUUUGGAAAAUGUGUGGGAAAAAUACAUACACAAGGCAAACCUUCAGCAGUAUACUUCCAAAAAAGACCAGCUUUUUUGAUGAGCUGUAAAUUAUGUUAAAAAGAAAAAAUAUGAACUUUGAACAUUACUGUGUGACCACAUGAUAUUUGUAACUUUGUCUGAUCAUGAAUUUAUUAUGUCACUUUUUAGAAUUCACAGAGAAUAAAUGAAUUUAUCAUUUGUGACCAGAGUGAAAAUAAUUGAGUGGUGAAAUUAUGACUUGAAAAAAAUAAUUUUUUGAUUGUGCUGCACAUAGAAAAUUAGUCAGCUAUUUAAAUAUAGAUUUUUCCUAUUUUAUAUGUGCUUCUCACAAUGCGACAGACCUCGAGUAACAUGAAAGGGAGUGAGUUAUGCAUACACAGAAAACAUUAGAAAUUUGAGCAUAAAAUAUUGUAUGUUUUUUUUCUUCAACUAGUCUUUCUGAUGCUGUGCCAGAGAACCAUUCCAUUCUGUAAACCUAUGGCAGUGUGAAGCUCUUUUGUAAAUGAGACACCUUAUUUGGGGUUUUGAGCAACAUUCAAUAAAGUCUACAUAAUAUUUGUA
This is a messenger RNA of Carcharodon carcharias (great white shark), 2346 nucleotides long. It is a transcript of the gene ppp2r5a, whose product is annotated as protein phosphatase 2, regulatory subunit B', alpha isoform. Gene Ontology annotation, cellular component: protein phosphatase type 2A complex; nucleus; cytosol. Gene Ontology annotation, molecular function: protein phosphatase activator activity. Gene Ontology annotation, biological process: protein dephosphorylation; signal transduction. The record is from RefSeq and is a predicted model, not a curated record. NCBI's taxonomy places the organism in Eukaryota, Metazoa, Chordata, Chondrichthyes, Lamniformes, Lamnidae. Bases 310 to 1704 code for a protein of 464 amino acids. The transcript is spliced from 12 exons.